Mytilus trossulus (common blue mussel) is the source of this 644-nucleotide messenger RNA. Its product is annotated as metalloproteinase inhibitor 1-like. The transcript has 5 exons. The record is from RefSeq and is a predicted model, not a curated record. Bases 39 to 644 code for a protein of 201 amino acids. Lineage: Eukaryota; Metazoa; Mollusca; Bivalvia; Mytilida; Mytilidae. Gene Ontology annotation, molecular function: metalloendopeptidase inhibitor activity.
UUGAAACAUGUUACACAAUACGUGUUUUAAAAUACAAAAUGUCUUCAAAGGUAGCAAGUGUAUUUCUAGGCCUGUUAUGGUUUACAUGUAUAACAAAUGGAUGUAGGUGUUUUCCUAAGCAUCCUCAAAGAAUUGUGUGUGAACGAAAUGUAGCGUUUGUUGGAAAAGUAACAAGUGAAGUGCUACCAACGUCAGUAAAUGAUUUCAAUAUCGAAUAUCACUUUACGCUUCUUAAGUCAAUAAAGGGCAUUUUUAAACCAGUUGGGUCAACAAUCAUUGUACGAGUACCAUCUCUGGGUUCGCUUUGUGGUUACAAGCUAACCGUAGGGGAACAAUACGUAUUGACAGGUACAAAGAAUAACCAAGGAAUAACCAGUACGACAUGUGGUGAUUUCCAUUAUAAGGUGUGCGAUUUGACAUUUCAAAUGGUGAUUUACCUGUUCACAAAUGGUCAAUAUUCAUACAAAAAUAACUGCAGUUGUAAAGAAAUAAUUAAUCCUAGACACGAACCUGGAAUUUUUGACGAAAGUAAAGGAUGCAAACUUCCUGCGGAAUUGAACGCUGACACUGAUUGCUAUGACAAAACAGGCUUAUGUAAGAGACAUGGAACAGUGUGUAAAUGGAAAAAUGUCGUCUGUCCAUAG